GUGAGAGACGGUGCGGGUGGCGCGCUCCGAGUACGCGCGCCGGCGACCAUGGCGUUCUCCUGGCAGGAGCGAGUACUUUAACCUCGGGAGGCGGCGGCAGCAGCGGCGGCGAGGGAGCCACCCUCCAGCGGGCGCGCUCCUGCCUGAGGAUAGGGAGGAAGGGGCGGAGAGAGCGCCGGAGGGAGGCCGGUCGGCCAGCGAAGCGCCGAGCGGGGCCCGCCGGUCCAUGAGGAGGCCCCGGGACCAUGGGCUCCAGGAUCAAAGAGGGAACCGCUGACAUGACGAGGAGGCUCCCUCUGCGGGAUGUACCCCAGAAAACCGUCGUACAGCUACUGGGAGGAAGGAGGUCUCCGGAAGCAGAACCCAGAGACUACAUUUGAAGUGUAUGUGGAAGUGGCCUAUCCUAGGACAGGUGGCACUCUUUCAGAUCCUGAGGUGCAGAGGCAAUUCCCAGAGGACUACAGUGACCAGGAAGUUCUACAGACUUUGACCAAGUUUUGUUUCCCCUUCUAUGUGGACAGCCUCACAGUUAGCCAAGUUGGCCAGCACUUCACUUUCGUGCUCACUGACAUUGACAGCAAACAGAGAUUUGGGUUCUGCCGCUUAUCUUCAGGGGCCAAGAGCUGCUUCUGUAUCUUAAGCUACCUCCCCUGGUUCGAAGUGUUUUAUAAGCUCCUUAACAUCUUGGCAGAUUACACAACAAAACAACAGGAAAGUCAGUGGAAUGAACUUCUUGAAACUCUGCACCGACUUCCCAUCCCUGACCCCGGAGUGUCUGUUCAUCUCAAUGUGCAUUCUUAUUUCACUGUGCCUGAUACCAGAGAGCUUCCCAGCAUACCUGAGAAUAGAAAUCUGACAGAAUAUUUUGUGGCUGUGGAUGUGAACAACAUGUUGCAUCUGUAUGCCAGCAUGCUGUAUGAGCGCAGGAUCCUCAUCUUCUGCAGCAAGCUCAGCACCCUAACUGCCUGUAUCCAUGGCUCAGCGGCCAUGCUCUACCCCAUGUACUGGCAACACGUGUACAUCCCGGUGCUGCCCCCACACCUGCUGGAUUACUGCUGUGCUCCCAUGCCCUACCUCAUAGGAGUCCAUUUCAGUCUAAUGGAGAAGGUCAGAAACAUGGCCCUAGAAGAUGUUGUGAUCUUGAACGUGGACACUAACACCCUGGAAACCCCUUUUGAUGACCUCCAGAGCCUCCCAAAUGAUGUGAUCUCUUCCCUGAAGAACAGGCUGAAGAAGGUCUCUACAACCACAGGCGAUGGAGUGGCCAGAGCCUUUCUCAAAGCCCAGGCUGCUUUCUUUGGCAGCUACCGAAAUGCACUGAAAAUUGAACCGGAAGAACCCAUCACCUUCAGUGAGGAAGCCUUCGUGUCCCACUACCGCUCUGGAGCCAUGAGGCAGUUCCUGCAGAAUGCCACACAGCUGCAGCUCUUCAAACAGUUUAUUGAUGGCCGUCUAGACCUUCUCAAUUCCGGCGAAGGUUUCAGUGAUGUCUUUGAGGAGGAGAUCAACAUGGGCGAGUAUGCUGGCAGUGAUAAGCUGUACCGUCAGUGGCUGUCUACAGUGCGGAAAGGAAGUGGAGCAAUUUUGAAUACUGUAAAAACAAAAGCUAACCCAGCCAUGAAGACUGUCUACAAGUUUGCAAAAGAUCAUGCAAAAAUGGGAAUAAAAGAGGUGAAAAACCGCUUGAAGCAAAAGGACAUCGCCGAGAAUGGCUGUGCCUCCUCUGCAGAAGAGUCCCUGCCAAAGACCCUGCCAUCCACCCUGGAAGAGGCCAAGGACCCCAGACUUCGAGAAGACCGGAGACCUAUCACAGUCCACUUCGGGCAGGUACGGCCACCUCGUCCGCAAGUUGUCAAGAGACCCAAGAGCAAUAUUACUGUGGAAAGCCGGAGGACAUCUGUCUCAAGCCCUGAGCACCUGGUAAAGCCCUUCCGACACUAUGCUGUUUUUCUCUCUGAAGACUCCUCUGAUGAGGAAUGCCGACAGGAAGAGGCCCCGAGCACCAGCUUCACUGAAAGCUUUUUCUUCUCUUCUCCUUUUGAAUGGCCACAGCCAUACCGGACAUUGAAAGAAUCAGACAGCGCAGAAGGCGAUGAAACCGAGAGCCCAGAGCAGCUAGUGCGGGAGCCCCGGGGGCCUAUCCCUGCCCCACCUGACCGAGCUGCCAGCAUUGACCUUCUAGAAGAUGUCUUCAGUAGCCUAGACAUGGAGGCAGCACUGCAGCCACUGGGCCAAGCCAAGAGCUUGGAGGAUCUCCGGGCCCCCAAAGACUUGUGGGAACAGCCAGGGAGCUUUGACUACCAGAGGCUGGACCUGUGCAGAAGUGAGAGGGGCCUUAGCAUGGCCACAGCCUUGAAGCUUACUCAUCCAUAUACAAAGCUCUGGAGUCUGGGUCAGGACGACAUGGCCAUCCCCAGCAAGCCCUCCACCACCUCCCCUGAGAUGCCCUCAGCUCUGUUUGGUACUUCCCCAGCUCUGCCUCACAGACCCCAGAAGCAGGACAGCAUCCUGAACCCCAGCACCAAGGAAGAGGCUCCCACCCAAACUCCAGGCAGCAUCACCAUUCCCCGGCCACAAGGCAGAAAGACCCCUGAGCUGGGCAUCGUGCCUCCACCACCCACUGCCCGCCCUGCCAAGGUCCAGGCUGUCGGCGGCCCACUUGGUGACUCUUCAGAGCAGCUCCAGAUGGACCAACAAAGACAAGCUGCCCUGAGCCCAGCCCUAUUGCCAGGGCUGCUCCCCAGUGCUGUCCCCCAAGGCCCCAUAGAACUUCUGCAGCCACUCAGCCCAGCCCCAGGAGCUGCAGGCACAGGCAGUGAUGCCCUGCUUGCCCUUCUGGACCCACUUAACACAGCCUGGUCAGGUAGCACCAUUCCACCACAUCCUGCCACCCCUAGUGUGGCUGCCCCAUUCACCCCCCAGCUCAACUUCCCUCCCACAGUGACACCCACCCCUUUUGCACGGCCACCACUCAAUCCCUUUGUCCCAUCUUUGCCAGUAGCUCCACCCACUGUGUCCCUGGGCUCUACUAUACCAGCCAGGCAUUUUGGGACACCUCCAGCGUCCCUGGGGCCAGCAUAUACACCUAGCAUCUUAUUGUCUGGUUCUGGCUUUUAUGGCCCUCACAGGUCUCAGCCCAGCCUAUCUGCCCUCUCCAUGCCCAAUCUCUUUGGCCAGAUACCCAUGGGUGCCCGCACUAGUCCCCUACAGCCACUUGGCCCCCCAGCUGUUGCCCCCUCCAGGAUCCGAACAUUGCCUCUGGCCCGCUCAAGUGCCAGAGCUGCUGAGGCCAAGCAGGGGUUGGCCCUGAGGCCUGGUGAACCCCCACUGCUGCCUACCAGACCACCCCAGGGUCUAGAACCAGUCCUGCAGCCUUCUGCUCCUGCACAGGCCAGAGACCCCUUUGAGGAUUUGCUACGAAAAACCAAGCAAGAUGUGAGCCCGAGCCCAGCCCCAGCCUCCACCUCUGUGGAGCAGCUCCGCAGGCAGUGGGAGACCUUCGAGUGAGCAGGCCUAUGCUACCGUCCAGUACCGUGCCUCCCUGUGUCCCAUUUCUGACCAGGUUCCACUGGGGCAAAGGGACUCUCAAUGCCCCCUCUCCUUCACAGCCCAUCUCUGAGGCCUGGCCCUGGAAAUGGUACCAUCCCAGAAGAGCCACCUGCUCCCACCUCAGCACCCUACAUAGGGUUUGCACUAAGAGGUCAGCUGGGCUGACCAUAUCCCACCGCCUUCCUUCCAGUUACCCAAGAGUAGACAAGAAGCUCAAGCCCUCUCUCAGGCCCAGUUCUCCUUUACCAGGCCCUGCCCCACAGGGCACAUGUCAGUAACACCCGUGUGAGCACACCUUUGGGGACACAGGUGUUUGAGGGGCUAAAGUGGCCACUCCUGGAAUGACAUUUCCCCUUUGUGGGCAUCUCCAACAUCUCUAGCAAUAUAAUCUUUCCUAACCACCAACCUGAGUUGUUCCUGGGGGCCAGGGGUCUGGGGACCCGAGCUCCAAACCCAGCUCCAGCCAGCCCUUUCAGGGUUUGGGAACACCAGCAACUUCUGUUUAUAGGAGAAACCCACAAAUCUGAGUGUUAGCUCUCUGCCACCCUCAUACCUCUGGGCAUAUCAGUCAUAGCUCAGGCUCAGCCUCUUGCCACUUAGAGCGUUAUAGGCAGAGCUGGGCAACAGUGACCCAGAUUCCAACUCAAAGGACAAGCCUCCUGCCACAGACAAAGGGAGAGGCACAGCUGUUUGAGCUCCUAGGUCAGGACCAGUUGGGGCCUCAGCCCCCCCCCCCAGAUUCCCCAUGAAGUAAAUAAAUGUGGCCUCUAAGCCUGAGACAAGUGGGGGCCUGGAAGCCAGCCCUCCCCAGUCUCCAGUUUCUCGCCAGUGCAGAAAUUCCUGAGGCCAAGUCACCAAAGUUAUGAAAUGUUUUGUUAUUGUUUCUUUGAUCUUGCUUUUCCUUUUUACCUUAUUGAUUUUGAUGAAUCUGGAAAAUUGAUUCCUUUCAAUAAAUCAAGGUAAAACACA
Molecule: messenger RNA, 4518 nt
Organism: Arvicola amphibius (Eurasian water vole)
Lineage: Eukaryota; Metazoa; Chordata; Mammalia; Rodentia; Cricetidae
Gene: Dennd1a
Product: DENN domain containing 1A
Exons: 24
Coding region: 304-3507 (1067 amino acids)
Biological process (GO): endocytosis; endocytic recycling
Cellular component (GO): clathrin-coated vesicle; cytosol
Molecular function (GO): guanyl-nucleotide exchange factor activity; phosphatidylinositol phosphate binding
Source: RefSeq, a predicted model, not a curated record